AAGCAAGGAAUUUGCGGAGAUAAAUGAGAAAUUCUAACAUCUUGAAUGGCUUAAUUGUUAAGAAAAUGGACCUCUAUCCUGUCUGCCGCCGGAACUGCCACCGCAUCUAUUACUCACCAAUCUUUUUCAUAUCUCCUCCAAACUCCCCUUCCCUAACCUCCCCUACAGACCAAUUUCCAAAAACAGCAGACCACCAACCACAAGACUCCACGUGUCCUCUCCCCAAGCCCAAGGAAGAAACCGUCUUCUUCGACGGCGGCGCCCACUAUGGCGACCUCAUUGCAAACCUACUUCUGGGUUUCACUCUCCUGUGGCUGUCGUUAACUCGGGCAGCCUUGUCAAGGGCUUUUUACUUGAGAUACUGGUUCACAAACCUCCGGGUGACGGUUAUCUCCGGCCUGACGGGUCAGGACCGGAGCGAUUUCUCUUACAAUGUGAUCAAGGACGUGCAAGUGGUGCCGCGAUUUGUGGGUGAGUGGGGUGAUAUUGUCAUUACAUUGAAGGAUGGAACUAAGGUUGAUCUUAGGAGUGUGCCCAAGUUCAGAGAAAUUGCGAGGUACUGUUUAUCCAUGGCUGAGAAGCCUGCGAUUUUAAAGGAAGGUGGGUCUAAAGGGUUUUAGAUCAAUCUUCUUUUGUUGCAAAGGUAUGUAAAGUUUCUCUUCUUUUUUUUUUUUCUUUUUUUUUGUUUAAACACAUUUAUAUUCUUAUUGUGAAAAUAAUGAAUUCAAAGUAAAUUUGUUCAUGUUUGUGUGGAAUUGUUGGAAUAGGGUGAGAAUUUGUUUGCAGCUGGUUGGAAUUUUCUCAUUAGCAUUCAUAAUGAAAUUUAUUAGAUAUCUGAGAAAGUGGUGGCCUUGUGCAACAUUUUUUAAAAAAAUUAGUGGCAUUACUGCUGUUAUUUGCAGCUUUUACCUAGAAAUGGCUACCUGAUUCUGUAGAUCCAAGAAACAAAAGGAAGGUAUGUAUUAAUGUAUGGUAUUUGGGGAGAUGAUGUGAACUUUUAGCUGUUCUUUUGGGAAUUUCCUUUCAUGAAAUGUAGCAUGUAAUAGUUAACUGAUAACAUGAAAAGUAAAUAUCUGUGGCAGAGAAACAGUUAUCAUUUGUCAACGUUGUAGAGUUUUUUUUUUUUUGAACGACUGCAGAUGGAGCCUAUAGUUGAUAUGAAAUGAUUUGAGCAAGAGAGUUGUUUCCAGUUAGCAAUUUCAAGAUUAUUGUAAUCUGAAAAUGAUCUACAUGCAGAUAUUGUUACUUUUGAUUCAGGUUACUUGUAGCUUUAUGGAAUUACAGAAUCUGAUUUCAUCUUAUAUUGUUUUCCUGGCAUUUCAACUUUAUAUUAACGUCAGUUGAUGAGGAUAUAAUGUUUAUUUCUAUUUUACUCAUGCCAAAAUGAUGUUUUAGAAAGGCCUGCCAAGCAUUCCGUACUCUCAAAGGCAUUAUAAGGCUGCAAGCACUGAUUUGUUGUCAUUUAGUCAGAAGAUAAGCUGUUGCUACUUUAUGCAGUGCAUGGGGAAUUGUUAAGUUCCAGGCACUAGUCCAUGGGCAAAAGGUCAGACGUACAAAUAUUGCUAUUGAAGUGCAAAAAUAGAUCUGAGAGCUCUUCCGGUAAUUUUUCA
This is a messenger RNA of Rubroshorea leprosula, 1610 nucleotides long. Lineage: Eukaryota; Viridiplantae; Streptophyta; Magnoliopsida; Malvales; Dipterocarpaceae. The record is from the annotation of a GenBank genome assembly.